This is a messenger RNA of Dioscorea cayenensis subsp. rotundata (Guinea yam), 1021 nucleotides long. Its product is annotated as probable WRKY transcription factor 67. The record is from RefSeq and is a predicted model, not a curated record. Lineage: Eukaryota; Viridiplantae; Streptophyta; Magnoliopsida; Dioscoreales; Dioscoreaceae. The coding region runs from base 74 to 943 and encodes 289 amino acids. The transcript is spliced from 3 exons. Gene Ontology annotation, biological process: regulation of DNA-templated transcription. Gene Ontology annotation, molecular function: sequence-specific DNA binding; DNA-binding transcription factor activity.
CACUAUCCAUAGAAAGACUCAUCAAGAACAUAGAAUUCUAAAGUGAGCUAAAUAGAGUUUAAUUUGCAAGAAUAUGAUGGGAGCUAUGGAGAAACCUUUGAUCAUGAGAAAGGACACUUUGAGCUGUGAAAAGGAGAAGGCUAUUCAACAUAUCACCAGAGGAUAUGAGCUUACUAAACAGCUUCAGUCCAUGGUACUGUUCUGCGGUGAGCCAUGUUCGGAGCUUCCUGCAGGUGUCCUCUUUGAAGAGGUACUUCAAGCUCUGACAACGGCUUUAACAAAUCUCAAGUUCAGUACGUCUGAUCCAAAGACCAUAAAAGAGACCAGCUCUUUUUGCCUCAGUGAUGAUCAAGGGAGUGAGACUUCAAAUGAGAUCAAUAGUGGAUCUCGUAAAAGGAGAAAAGUGAUUCCAUGGACUAAAGUUACUUAUGCUCCCCAUGAUGAUGGUUACCAGUGGAGGAAGUAUGGGCAGAAAAACAUACAGAAGUCCAAGAGUUCAAGAAGUUAUUACAGAUGUACUUACAGAGAUGAAGGAUGCCGAGCAACAAAAUAUGUUGAAGAGAAGGAUUGCAAUGAUCCACAGUUGUUCUCGGUCACUUACUUUGAGAAGCACACCUGCAGAGUCAGCAAUGAUCCCAUCAUCAGUCCAGAAAUCAAAGUGGAUCAACUUCUUCCAAAAGAACCAAAUUUGUUUAGCUUUGAAUCAAAUGACAAUAUGUUCUCAUCCCUCGGAGCAUCAGGAACUCAACAAAGCAUUAAUGGACAAGAAAGAGUUGACCUUCAGAAUAUGCACAUAAAUGAUCAAACAACAAUUGAAUCAGUGGGAAAGAGCACUGAAGAUUGUUUGUGGGCUAUGCUUGAACCUUGGGAAGCCAUGAGUCUGGACUACUUGGUCAAUUCUUCCUUUGGAUCUGAUGAUGGUUUUUUGUUUUCAAGUUUCUAAAGUGUAAUGGAAUUCUUCUUAGCAAAUAUGUAGAUAAUAAUUAUAAUGAGUUUGUCCAUCAAAGAAGUAGAACCUUUC